AUGGCUGAAAUCGAGCAGCUGGAAGUGCACAGCAGGUCUUACCUGAUCCGAUGGGUCAAUGUACCGUCCGGCCACACCAUCUCCUGGACCAUACAACCGCACAAGAAGUCGCUCAACUUUGGAGUUUUCAAGCAUCCCGGAGGGCACGGCGGCCUCGCUCCGAAUCUGCCUCCGUCUAGCGCGACACUUGAUCCUCCACCAACGCCAGGUCUAGAGAAUGCUACGCGCCCACGGGGCAUGUCCAACGCGGAGUCUCGGAAUGACAAGAGCAGGGUUAUAGAGAAGCUGCAGGCUCUCGGCAUGAAGUGCGUAGCGUGGGCUGGAAAAGUCGAAGCCGACAAGGCCUCGACGGGCAAAUACGACGUACCGGAAGGUGAGGGCGGCAUGUACGGCCUGGUCUUCGACAACACCUUCUCGAAACAGGUCUCAAAGACGGCGACUUUCGUGGUCAUGACGUACCCAACUUCAGCGCCGCCGAGAUCAGGUCAACAGCUGCGCGUGUUGCAGGCGCCGCCUAACGCCAGCACAAUCAGUCUUGCUGCCCAGCGAAGCCCCGGCCUGCCAGCCAUCAGCGACUCGACUGAAUCCUUACCUCAAGAGACCCGACACGUGUCUGCGACGGAAUCGCGGCCGAGAUCUGCAGCCGGGACGGAUACGGACACUAGAACUGCGCCGCCAUCCACAUGCUACACUGGGGUUUUGUGGAAGAAGCGCAGAAAGAAGAACCAGACUCCUGCCAGGAGGUUCUUUUCGCUGGACUUCACAUCCUCGACACUCUCGUACUAUCACAAUCGCCAUUCCUCCGCUCUUCGCGGUGCCAUUCCUCUAGCCUUGGCUGCCGUCAGCGCAAAUGAGAAGACAAGGGAGAUAUCGAUCGAUUCGGGCGCCGAGGUUUGGCAUCUUCGAGCGAGCAACAAAAAAGAUUUCGAUGGCUGGAGGGCUGCGCUGGAAAGGGCAGCUAGGGCUGCGGGAUCGCUGGAUUUCAUACAGGAUGAGCCUUCCACAGAACUCCGACCCGCCGAUCAGCCAGUCAACCCAGCCGAAGAGCGGGAGUGGGGCAAAGUGGAAGCUCUUGUUGGCCGUGUCGCCGGGACCAGAGAUGCUGUACGCAGACUAGCUAAGGACACGGACCCGAAAUAUCUGCCGGCUAUGGCUGGCAUUGGAGCACAAAUGUCGAAUGGCAGCAGCGCAGCACCGAGCCCAUCAGAGACAGGGCCACAAGAGUACUUCAAAGACGAAGGGCAACACCCUGAGAAGCUCCCCUUCUGGAAGCGGAAAGCAAGCAGCUCCCGUGAGAGCCCGUCUGGGCUUUUCCGCCGAAGUCUGUCAGCUCAGCACGCUGUACCGCCCCCUUCGAAUGUACCUCCCGUGCCGGCGCUUCCGCCUGGGACCAUCAGCUUGCCAAAACGGCAGCAUCGUCACAGUCAGGUCCCACCAGAAGAUAACGUGCAUGAGCGUUGUAUGGCGAUUCUGCGUGAUUUGGAUACAGUGGUCGAAGAAUUCUCUGCAUUGAUUGCUGAGAGCAAGGCGAGGCGCUUGCCACCUGCUACGCCGGCAGUCCGGAACAGUAUCGACUCGGGGUCAUCCGACGAGUUCUUCGAUGCGCCUGACGGAGAGACUAUGCGGUCGCAGAUACUCACUAUGAGACGUGACAGCGAUGAAACUGAGGAGAAGCCUGAUGAAAUAUCAGAGGACGGAUCAGACUCGAGCAGCGGCGAUGAAGGCUUGGGCAGCUUCGACAGGCAGGGCCGGGAGGGACAACCGUCCCUGUUCCCGCCGAAACCCAAGUCGCUUACACCAUUACCGCUCGACCCUGUGCCCAGGCGGAAGACCGUGCCGUCAUCUAGAGCCAGCCCACCCAGCCUCAUUGGGUUCCUCAAAAAAAAUGUAGGGAAAGACCUUUCGACAGUCGCCAUGCCUGUUUCAGCGAACGAGCCUACAUCUCUCCUCCAGCGCGUAGCCGAACAGCUGGAAUACUCGGAACUUCUAGACGCAGCGGCAUCAGCGCCUGUGGAGUUCGGAGAGCGCCUUCUCUACAUCACCGCUUUUGCCAUCUCCUCCUUCUCCAAUUCACGAGCAAAAGAACGCGCCAUCCGCAAGCCUUUCAACCCAAUGCUAGGUGAGACCUUCGAGCUCGUCCGCGAAGACAAAGGCUUCCGCUUCGUCGCCGAGAAAGUCUCGCAUCGACCCGUGCGCAUGGCAUGUCAGGCCGAGUCUGAGCAAUGGACAUUCCUGCAAAGUCCGAUGCCGGUGCAGAAGUUCUGGGGCAAGUCCGCCGAGCUCAACACCGACGGCCGCGUGCGCGUGUUCUUGCAUGCCACCAACGAGCACUACAGCUGGGUCGUCGCGAAGUCCUUCCUGCGCAACAUCAUCGCAGGCGAGAAGUACGUCGAGCCUGUCGAGACGAUGACGAUCGUUAACGAGACUACGGGUGCCAAGGCAUUGGUCACGUUCAAGGCGGGUGGCAUGUUCGCAGGCAGGAGCGAGGAAGUGACCGUCCAGGCGUUCGGGGAGGACGGCGAGAAACUGCCACUUGGCUUGAUAGGCAAAUGGACCGACCACCUCAACCUCACUAGAUCGGGUGCCGAUACAGGCAAGACCAUCUGGUCCGUCGGCGCCCUGGUCGACGAUCCGGCCCAGCACUUCGGCUUCACGACCUUUGCGGCCAGCCUCAACGAAAUCACGCCCGUCGAGGAGAAUGAACUCCCGCCUACGGACAGUCGCCUAAGACCCGACCAGCGUGCCGCAGAGAACGGAGACCUGGACAGGGCGGAGGCGCUCAAAGCUCGGCUGGAGGAGAGGCAGAGGGCGAGAAGAAGGGUCAUGGAGGAGCAUGGCGAGGCGUGGCAGCCAAGGUGGUUCGCUAAGGCCAGUCCGGAGGGUGAGGCGGAGGAGGUCUGGCGGUUGGUGAGCGGGAAGGAGGGGUACUGGGAGGAGAGGAGUAGGGGGGAGUGGUCGGGGGUUAUGGACGUGUUUCAGGGUUAG
Molecule: messenger RNA, 2985 nt
Organism: Coniosporium apollinis CBS 100218
Lineage: Eukaryota; Fungi; Ascomycota; Dothideomycetes
Exons: 2
Coding region: 1-2985 (994 amino acids)
Biological process (GO): endocytosis; maintenance of cell polarity; ER to Golgi ceramide transport
Cellular component (GO): cytosol; intracellular membrane-bounded organelle; perinuclear endoplasmic reticulum
Molecular function (GO): sterol binding
Source: RefSeq, a predicted model, not a curated record